Molecule: messenger RNA, 8277 nt
Organism: Entelurus aequoreus (snake pipefish)
Lineage: Eukaryota; Metazoa; Chordata; Actinopteri; Syngnathiformes; Syngnathidae
Exons: 42
Coding region: 166-7800 (2544 amino acids)
Source: RefSeq, a predicted model, not a curated record
CUUGGCUGCGCGCGCACAUCUGUUUCCUCAGUGCCUCUUUUUUUUUUUUUUUUUACUUUUUCGCGGUCCAAGAACGACAACUUUUCUCUGGCAACAAGAAACGAAGACGGCUCUUUUUGUUUGAACUUUCAUGUUGCCGCGUUUACAUUUGCGGUUUUUUUCGACAUGUACUCCGCGGUGAGCGAACAUUUAUCCUGCCUGGUCUGCCUCUCCACAUUUAAAAACUUUCAAGAGUUAAAGCUCCAUAUCAACGCAAACUGUCACCAACAGAAAAUGAAUGAAGUAUUCCAGAAAGAGCCUGACGGUUUUUACAACAAGCUCCCCAACAUUGUCAUUAUGGAUCGAGACAUCCGACAAAACAUUCAUCAACGCUGCAUAGGUGUGCGAUUGCUGACUGUCUGUUUCACUCCGAGUGUGGCGCAUGUAUUUUACCUGUGCCACAGCUGUAAGGAAAUGUUGCGGGACACAAAGAUAUUAUCCCACCUUACCUCCGUUUGCCAUAAAUUCAACUACUGUAACUACAUAGAUCCAAAUAGGCUUGGAUUCUCCUGGAUUCCUAACAAAGAUUUAUGGGUAGAUCUACCCAAGCAUGAAAGAAGCCACCAAUCAGGACCAAUACAGAUGUUGGAUUUGCCUGAAAAUCUGUUCGGAUUGUACAAAACGUAUACCUACUCUCAAGUGGUGCACUCUCUCAGUGAAUUCGACAAGCUUCCCAAGCUGCUGGAAGUUGUCAAGCCAAAGAGAGUGACUAUGCAAGAGUACCAAACAGACACCCAUAGGAGGUAUCCGCUUCUAGGCAUGCAGCACCUUGUCGAAUGCAUUUGUAAGGGACAGACUGAGAGGACAUACUACCUUUGCACCCUCUGCAAACUGACGCUGGCUGCCCACACCGUCAUCAAACACAUCCUUAGCUUUGACCACAUCUAUAGUUUCUUUAAAGCCUGGCACCCCUCCACUUUGGUGUCUAAUCAGUGUUAUCGGGACUACUCAGAGGGUUUCAUGUCCAUGAUGCUAAAUUUGGCAAAGCAGGCGGAGAAGCUUCAAGGACCUGCACGGGCCAACAUGAAGCGACUGAGUCUGGAGCCUGAUAUUUUUGUAUCAGUCAAUUUCCACUCUUACGAAGAUGCUUUGAACAAACUGGAGUCCAUCGCAAAGAAAAAAGAUGGAAGCAGCUUGAAAACAUGCAUCAAACCUGCGGGGAAAUUGGAUAUUUCUGCUGUGCCACACACCAUACGUUGUCAGAACUGUGACUACUCAUUUCAGUUAGCAGACCUUUAUUUUCAGCACGUGCAAACUGAAAAACACAAAACAGUGAUGAAAAAACUCUGGAGCCAGGAACAGAGCACCAACGCUUGCAACCACAAUGCAAUGGCUACAAGUGCAGAAGAUCAGAAACCCCAUCAAGAUUUAUUCAGUGAACGCCUCCUGGACUCUGCUGCAGACACCUCCCAGGUGGUGAUCUGUUACAGCACAGAAGCAAAGGAGGCCACACCCAUUUGUGUCUGUUUUGUUUGCGAAGAUGCUUUUCCCAAGUCACUGCUUCCAAACCACUUGUCCUCACCAAAACACCUUAUACAAACACUAUUGUAUCUGAAUCCCUUGCGACUGCCUUUUGGUUGGCAAGAAGUUCCAGGCCAGAAGUUCUUGAAAUCAAUGGUGGCGAUGGAAGUGAGCGAAAGGGAAUGGUGUCAGAAAAUUAUUCAGGUGCUGGAUUUACCCGCCUCGGUCUUGAGUAGCCUCAGCUCGUCAAGUUACAAGACUGUGCUGGAAAGACUCAAGCCUGACCAUGCAGCUGUCCUGCAACAUAAGGUUGCGCCGUGCCAAGUGUUAAGCGAACACAACAAUUUUCCACUGUUGGGGUGCGAGUUUCUGGUGAUGCACGACUCCUACGACCAGUCCCGUGAAGUCACGGUGGCUUCGUGUCUGCUGUGCCGGAAGCGGCUGUCGGACACUGAAUGCUUUGCUCACAUUUUCAGCUCGGAACACGUCAAGAUGUUUCUCGGGAAAUUUCUCCCUGGUUCGCUGACCUCUUCUUGCGAUAGGACGAUACUGCUGGAUCUGGCAAGGAAGGCCGCACACCUUCACGGUGUAUCACAUAUACAGAAAGUGAAAUUUAAGAGGCCCAUCAAAGAACCUUGCGAUUUCUACAAAGAUGCAAAGCGGAAGGAAGACAAAGGUGACUUUCUUCCUGCAGUCAUACCGAGACAAACGUUGGUCCCUAAAGAAACUCCAAUAUCAAAGAACUGGAAGAUUGCAACGCCUCCUCAAAAGCCUCCAGACAAUAGUCAAAACAAACAUUUGCAAAAGUCUGUAGGGAGCAAGUCUGGCACACCUGAUAAAGGCUGCAUUGUAAAAGCAGCAGAGGUUUCUAAGAAGACAGAGGAGCAAACAAGUAAGGAGAAGCCAAAAAGCUCCCACAUCCCUGCUAAAGUGGAGCCAAAACAAGAACAGAGCGAAGAUGUUCAGAUGUCUGCAAGCCAAGGCGGUAACCAGAAAAGGCUGCGUAUGACACAAGAGACAAUAGUUCUUGACAAUGCUAUAGCCCAUAAGAGACGACGUCUCAACUCCAACGAGAACGCAUCAUGUGAAGAAACGCUGAAGAUGGGGACCACAACUGUCAAGAAGGAAGCAGUGCAAACUGUGAUCAGUGAAGCCCAGCAGGAUAUUAAGCAGGAAAAUACCCUGAAGUCUGAGCCUCAAAAUGCCCAUGUGACUUUCUUUGUUCAACCUGAUCCCAACAUUACAUUUAAAACCACAUCAGGCACCAAAUUGACAACGUUGACCAAAAUGACUACGUCCAAAUUACCAACACCUGCAGCAGGUACAUUUAGAUUCACUACCAGCCAGUCAACCAAGUUGACAGACGCCACCGCAUUGACUGCAAAUGUCCACCAAACCUUACCCAGCUCCACUAUGUUCACUGAAAGUAAGCCCAACUUGAGAGGACAUGACUCCUCAUCUAACAAUUAUCCCACAAGCACCCUUAAUGGGGUAAAAACCAAUCAGUCUUCUGUACUUGCAACCAUCUCAAAAUCUAUUGCAAGCACCACUAAGACCUCAGCACCCAGCACCGUCUGUGGUGCCGAAUCCACAGCAUCUGCUGCAGCAAGCUCUAAAUUUACUGCAACUGCCACUAAUACCACCAAGCCUACAUCUAAAUUUACUGUGGCCACCACUAGCACUACAAAACCUACCACAAGAUGUACUACAAAACCCUCAAGAGCUGUAACAACCCCCAGUGCAAUGACAACCACCUCAAAGUCUGGGACAAUUUCUAAAUUUACAUCGUUGCCCACUAGUUGUACAAUAACACCCAAUGUAACCGCAACCACCAUCAUGUCUGCAACAACUUAUAAAUGUACUGCACCGGCAAGCGCCACCAAAUUGACAGCAUCUAUUGCCAGUUGUGCUUCAACAAAUUCCAGCUCAAUCUCUAAAGCUCCAUCCACAGUGUUUCUAUCAUUACACAAAGCACCAAAAGACAGAACAGAAACCGUGGUCUUAUCAGCUGAAGCUCUACCAGUUCACAGGAGCGUGCAAGAAGUCACUUGCGAAACUGCACACAGGGCAAGGAGAUGUUCAGAGAACACAUCGUGCACCAGGGUCAAUCUUGGAGCAUCCUCUGGUGAGAAUGUACAUUUGAAGAGCACUGGGGGGUCUAAUGUUGAAGCACAACCAUCUCUUCAGAGGUGUAACCCCCAUGCAGGACCUGCAAGCACAGCCAAGCCAUUGUUUUGCAAUGUGAAGCCAACUGGAACUGUUCCUAAAAUUGGCUUAAGCUACAUAAUUGUAGUUACCAGUGAUGGAAGGAAGCAAUCCUAUUGCACUCUGUGCCGCAUUCGAUUGGAACGGUCCAGUCACCCAAUGGAAAACAUUCACCAGUAUAACUAUGUGAAACUGAGGUUCCCAGAGUUGAGUGACGAGCAGCUGGCAGGCAUCAACCUGGAGAAGUUUGGGGUCUGCAUGGCUGAGGUGGAGAAGUGUUUGGGACAACGGUACAUUCAGACAAGAAAAGUGACAAAUGGCCAAUACAACGAGCUGUCCGGUCUUCCGGAGGCCGAAGCUUUAUACAGAUUAGAGAAUCACUUCUGCGUGUCAUCAUCUUCCAGUAGUGGCACUUCACUUGUUUUAAGACGACCGUUUUCAUCCACCUCCUCACAGGACGUUUCAAGUCCUGAAUAUGACAGUCAACAAGACAAGUUUGAGGACAUAAUGGAGGCCGACACUGAAAACAACAAAGCCCUACAUCCUACAUGUUUUUUUUUAUUAGAACAUGCAUUAGACAUGGAAGCUGUACAUGCCAGUGAUGCUGUUCCAUUCACUGACCUGGACCCCACUCGUGCAACCAAAUCAAUGAUGGAAAUAGAUACAUCUGGGUGCAGACAACAGCAGGAGAUUGCAGAGCGAGAUUGUGGCUACACAGACACUAUUCCAGAAAGUUGUAAUAGCCGGUUAACCUCUGUGUUUCUGGCUUCUGCUUCAGUGACCACAGAAAAGCGGAAUCUAGAAGGCUUGAAUAGGAACUCACCAUCAAUAUUGCUGCAACUGGACCCUCUUCCUGCUACAGUGACCACAGAACAGCACAAUCUUGAAGGUUCUCAUAGGUGCUCACAAUCAGUGUUGCUGGACCUGCCUCCCGCUUCUGUGACCACAGAACAGCGGAGUCUAGAAGACUCAAAUGGGCACUCACCAUCUGUGUUGCUGGAUCUUAACCCUCCUCCUGUUUCGGUGACCACAGAACAGCGGAAUCUAGAAGGCUCGAAUGGGCACUCACCAUCUGUGUUGCUUGAACUAAGCCCGCCUCCUGCUUCAGUGACUACAGAACAGCAGUUUCUAGAAGGCUCUAAUAGGCGCUCACCAUCAGCGUUGCUGGAACUGGACCCACCUCGUGCUUCAGACACAAAAGUGUGCAAUCCAGUUGGAAGCUGUCAGAAUGCUGAUAGACAGACUAGUAUGCAGAAAGCAUCAAAAGACCCAGAAAGUAACCUGGGAUGCUCUGAUCCUCAAGUGCCCGUGUUUUCAGGCAAAGCAAGUAACUUGAGUACAUUUUUGUGGGUGAGGGGACCGUACAACCAGCCAAUCGUAGGUCUGGCGUCUGUGUACGAGUGUCGUGGAAAGGCUGGAGAUUCGCUCUACUUGUGCGAGAGUUGCAGUCAGAAACUCUCAGUUAGUGACAUCUGCCAGCAUGUAUUUGGCAGAGAGCACCAGCUGAAAUACAUUCUAAAGAAUUAUCCUCAGUUUAUGGACACAUUUUGGGAUGACAAGGAUCUGCCAGAGGACAAAAAAAUUGAUCUCCUAAAGGACGUAGCACACAGAGUCUCCCAACAAGAGCAUUUUAAGAAGAUGGAUGCAAAGGUGUGCUUUCUCUUUCAAGACCUGUAUGACUAUGUUUUAACAGCUCCAUUCAGUAAAGCUCUUGAUGCGCUACAGAACGGGAAGAAGCAGAGUUUGGUAUGUAAGCCCAUCGUCACAUCGCAACUAAAGGGGAGCCAAAAAUCAAAAGAACAGAUCGGACAUUUGAAUGUGAGUGGAGUUGCUUCUGCUGAGCCUUCGCACUCUGCAGCUAGCAUGUCCCUCCAACAUCAAGAGAACCACAGAAGCUCUCUUUCAAGUCCUAUCCCCAAAACACCUGUUUGUCAAGUAAAAGAUGAACUGAUUCCCUCAGAGUUCAGAUCACCGGGACCCUCCGGUUAUAUUUCCAAGUCACCUCCAAUUUUUAAAGUGAAGGAUAAACUGACGCUCUCAUCUAGAUCUUGUGUACCUCCUGGUGUUGUCUCCAAGACACCACCUAGUUUUCAAGUGAAAGAUGAACUGACACCUUCUGAGUCCAAAUGUCCUGUAACUCCAGGUGUUCUGUCCAAGACGCCACCUAGUUUGCAAGUGAAAGAUGAACUGAUAUCCUCAGAGUCCAGAUGUCAUAUAACUUGUGGUGCUAUCGCCAAGACACCACGUAGUUUUCAAGUAAAAGAUGAACUGAUACAUUCUAAGUCCAGACGUCCUGUAACUCCUGGUGUUAUCUUCAAGACGCCACCUAGUUUGGAAGUGAAAGAUGGACUGAUACCUUCUAAGUCCAGAUGUCCUGUAACUCCUCAUGGUGUUAUCUCCAAGACACCACCUAGUUUGCAAGUGAAAGAUGAACUCUUUACAGAAGGCAGAGUGCCUGUAUCUGCGGAUUCUCUUGCAAAAACGCCACCCAUUUUUCACGUGAAAGAUGAACCCAGUGUGUCGCGGUCUAGAUCCCUUUCAAUGUCUGCACCUAUCUCAAGAACACCGUCUGGUACUCAACAAGCUAAAGAUGAAUUGGUAUUCUCUGAGUCCAGAUCACCUAUAAGUGGUGCUCCCAUCUCCAAGACACUGCCUCAACUGAAAAAUGAACAGAUGUUCGCAGAACCAGUAGUUAAUAGAGAUCUGGACAAGCGCUUCAAAACGCUACCUAAUGCUCAAGUGAAAGAUGAAACUAUGGUAUCAGAUUGCAGAUCGCCUGCAAAUAUUGGUCCUGUGCCCAAGAUUCUGCCUAUUUCUCAAGUUAAAAGUGAAUUGGUACUCAUGGCCUGUGGAUCUCCUGUAAGUGCUGUUCCCAUCUCAAAGGCAUCUCCAAAAGUCCAACAGAAAUCGGAAUCGACACUCUCAGAAUUCAGAUCUAUUCCCAUUGUUGAGAAACUGUCAAGCUCAAAUUCCCCCAUAACUGUCGGUUCAGCAAUUCGUCAAGAUGAAUACCUUCUUACCAGGAAGAGAAAAGGUAAUCAAUCUCUCGGUGAACUCAGAACGUAUACCAAUAAAACCCAAGUUGAUGAUCCUCAGCCAGCCAAAUACACACGCAACAGCAUUGUUCACUCUUUGUGGGAUAUUACUCCUGGUGUUCAAGAGGCCUCUGUGGUAAACAUCCUGAAAUCGGACACAAAAUUGGACUCUAAGGAACACAUUGCUGGUAUUACUGACAAUUCUGUUACCAAACCUUCUGACACUACAUCAAAUAUGUGGUGCUCAAUGUCUGUGCAGACUAUUGCCACAAGUUUCAAAUCUGAAAGUAGGAGUUCAACAAGUUUUAAGAUUAAAACUAAUCCGUCCACAACAUCUGAGCCGUACAAACAGGACAGCGGACAUAUCGAGCCAGGUAGUCCAUCACAGGAGCAUAAGUUUGUACGAGAAAAACCUUUGGCCUUACUGGAAGGUUUUGAAUACAAGAACCUGUUGGGUGACGCUUGUGUGAGGACCGAACCAAAGUUUGCUCCGAUACCACAGUCUCAAGGCAGUACGGAUCGCACAGAGGGUUCCCUGCAUCAAAGUACAGUUUCGGCAAAUGGUGUGGAUAUGGAGUCAAACCAUGAGCUCAUUGAUACUAUAGCAAGUCCUACUGAAACUCGGCUGUCAGAUUUGGGUGGUUGCAAAUCAAAUCCUGCUGCAGGGUGCACUGUGCCUAAUAACGAUAACACAACAUGUGAAAGACUAAAUCCUAAUGAAGCAUCAAAAGAACUGCCGGUCCAGAUCUACGACUUUACCAUACCCCUGGCAAUGGGGUGGAUGAACCCACAAAUGCAGCAGUGGGUGGAGCAGCAAAAGCAACAGCAGUGGGUGGAGCAGCAAAAGCAACAGCUGUGGGUGGAGCAGCAAAAACAACAGCAGUGGGUGCUGCAGCAGCAGCAACUACAGCAACAGCAGUGGGUGCAGCAGCAACAACAGCAGUGGGAGCUGCAGCAGCAGCAGCAGCAACUACAACAGCAACAGCAGUGGGUGCAGCAGCAACUACAACAACAGCAGUUGGUGCAGCAGUGGGUGGAGCAGCAGCAGUACUCGACCUGAGUAAGACUGACGCUGACCGUUGGAAAUGUCACCACUGGCGCCUCCUUUUUCCAGACGUUCCGUGAUGUUGACAGAUGUGAAGGUGCACGGGAACGUCGCAGUAUAACGUGUUGGCACUGGCACAGUUCCCUCAAAGACUCUAAAAUGUUUUCCUCUGCCAAGACUGUUUAUAAAAACGUAUGUUUACAUUUUACACUGACAGUCAUUAUGUUCUGUUGAUAGUGUGGACACUGUACGAGUCUGGAAGAACAGACACAACUGUUUUAAGGGACUUUAUUUUUAAUGUACAGCUAGUUUCAUUAAGUCUGUUUCUGCUCUUGGUGUAUUUUUGCACAAUAAAGUGUAAAAACUCAACAAUUCUGCCACCAUUUGACAUUUGUACUUUAGUAUUUUACCACAUCCUUGGGAAUAUAUUAUUUAUGGUGGCAGACAACUUUAUUUUAUACAUGGAAAUAAGAUUUAAUAAAUGUGACACUU